Molecule: messenger RNA, 561 nt
Organism: Spodoptera exigua (beet armyworm)
Lineage: Eukaryota; Metazoa; Arthropoda; Insecta; Lepidoptera; Noctuidae
Source: the annotation of a GenBank genome assembly
AUAAAUGGAUUGGAUUGGUAUAAAAGUAUCAAAAAAAUCUUGAAUAGACAUCAGUUAACAAACGAUCAUCAGAUCUACUCACUUCUUCUAACAAAGAAAAAAAAUAUCAUAAAAAUGAAAUUUGCUUUGGUUUUCGCCGCCAUCUUGGCUGUCUCCGCCGCCCAAUUCGACCAGUACGGUCGCUACAAGCCCGCUCCCGCCCCCAAGCCUGCAGCGGUUGCCAGCCGCGUCGUCAGCAACGACAAAGACGCCAAAAUCCUCCGUUACGACAACGAAGUCAACCCUGACGGCAGCUACAGCUACAAUGUUGAAAUCGACAACGGUAUUGCUGCUGCCGUUCAAGGAACACCCAAAGACUUCGGUGGCAAUCCACCUGUAGCCCCAGUUGUCGCCCAGGGCUCCUUCUCCUGGACCUCUCCCGAGGGUCAGCCCAUCGUCAUCUCCUUCGUCGCUGACGAGAACGGAUACCAGCCCUCUGGUGAUGCUCUCCCCAAGCCCCCCGCAAUCCCUGAGGCUAUCCUCAAGUCCCUUGAGUACCUCUCCAAGCUCCAGAAGAAGUGA